AUGGUGGAUUAUCAAAAGUGGAUAGGAGAAAAGGAUGACGACACUGAAAUUUCGAAGUUGUCGCUUCCAGGAACUCACAACAGCGCUGCAUGCCAUGUCGCACUACCUUCUGUCAAAUGCCAAGACCAUAGUGUGAGUACGCAGCUCCGUAACGGGAUCAGAUUUUUUGACUUCAGAUUAGGCAAACUCUUCCUCAAAGAUGGUGAGGAUGGUAAGUAUAAUGGCAAAGAAUUACAGGUCAUUCACGGGAAGUUUCCUGUGAGAAUUCCCAUUCCACUUAAGUUUUCCUCUGUUCUUGAUGAAUUUUACUCGUUCCUAGACCAAAACCCAAGCGAAACAUGCAUUGUUUCAAUUAAACAAGAGGGGGAUAACUUCAACGAUAAAAGCGAAUUCCCAAGAUUUGUUUGGGAUCAGUACAUCAAUCAAAACCUCGAUAAAUGGUACUUGAAUGGUGAUGUCCCCAAGAUACGGGACGCGAGAGGCAAGAUUAUAUUAUUUCGCCGCUUCGGCCUCACCGACGAGUUCCAGGACAGGCCUUAUGGUAUCGACGCAGCAUGGUGGCCCUAUAAUACUAUUAAUGAUGACAGAGGCGUCUUCCAAGUUCAGGACUUUUGCGAAGUCAAACAUGCAGAAGACAUCCAUACCAAAGCAGGUUAUGUCAAAGACUUUCUUCAAACUGCUACUCAGCACAACAGUAGCGCAGAUGCCCCUCCCCGGCUUUUUGUGAAUUUCUGUACCGGCGCCAAUCUAUUCGACAUGGACUGCUGGCCAGAAAAGGUCGCUGAUGAGAUGAGAAAAUGCGACAUUGGAGCGCUUGUUAAUAAGGGAUGCGGGAUCGUUAUUUUGGACUAUGCUGGCAGAGACAACUGGGAUCUAGUGAAGAGCAUAGUUGAUUCCAAUUUUUAG
Molecule: messenger RNA, 906 nt
Organism: Lachancea thermotolerans CBS 6340
Lineage: Eukaryota; Fungi; Ascomycota; Saccharomycetes; Saccharomycetales; Saccharomycetaceae
Product: phosphatidylinositol-specific phospholipase C
Exons: 1
Coding region: 1-906 (301 amino acids)
Biological process (GO): lipid metabolic process
Molecular function (GO): phosphoric diester hydrolase activity
Source: RefSeq, a predicted model, not a curated record